This is a messenger RNA of Fusarium verticillioides 7600, 660 nucleotides long. RefSeq lists its product as hypothetical. The record is from RefSeq and is a predicted model, not a curated record. The transcript has a single exon. Lineage: Eukaryota; Fungi; Ascomycota; Sordariomycetes; Hypocreales; Nectriaceae. The coding region runs from base 1 to 660 and encodes 219 amino acids.
AUGAUCACGGAUGGCGAGGAAACGAAGCAGGAGGAUGCUGAUGAAGAGGUUGCUAGCCUCGUUGCAGCUUACCUCGUCAUGGGAUGUGUCUCAGUCCGAUACCGCACAAACGGCGAGGUUGAGCUCGAGUGGGAGGGCAAUAUGCUCAACGACGGCAUUGCCGACUCCGUCAUGGCUGUUCUCUUCUCCGUGGAGAGUUCUCCUGCUGCUGUGAAGCGCUCCUCCGCUAAGCACUCGCACUCGCACGAGCUGCCUGAUGUGAACCCUCACCACUCUGCUUCCCCAGAGGAGCGCCUUGAGCGUCUUCUCUGGUUUCUCGAAGCUCAGUUCGGUCAAGACAACGUUGCUCCAGUCACGACUCCCAAACUGCCAGAUAUAGAGGACGCCGAAGAUAAGAUCAAGAAGGAUGAGGCCGAUGAUGCCAUGAAGACAGAGGAGGAUGGUGAGGAUACACAACUCCAGGAGAGACAACAGAAGGAGAUUGACAGACUGCACAAGAUCGGUAUUCCUGUGCCAGGAGUGUCCAUUAAGGUGGACAGGAUGAAUGCUACGGUUUGGUUGGAAGACCUCGAGGUUGAGUCUAACAACAAGGUUUUUGCAGACAGAGUGAGAGCGGUGGUGGAGAGAGCUGUCGAGGUGACAGCACCUCUUUGGGGAUGA